UUUAUAACAGCACGAAAACUGUGGCCUGCUGCAAAAAAUAAACCAUUGCCGUGCUCGCAAGGAGCGUUCACUUUGCAGGUGCGCCGUGCCGUGGUUGUCGCCAAACCACGGACAUUCAGAAAAGGAAAUAUUUGACUCAACCACCCCCCACCACAGCCGGUCCAGUGGCAGUCCCGUAGAGUACCCCCCUGUCUACCCGUCUGUCUACCCUGGCGACAGACCCAACCACGCAGAGACAGCACACAGCUGCUUCGAUGAACGUGACGAAAACCUGCCGAGUGAUGUUCCGAAAUAUCCUGACAUUCCGACCUACGAUUUUGUGAAUCACGUCGACAGCGGGAGGAACUGUGUAGACCGGAGGACGUAUCUACUAGACCAGCCGGAAAUUCCGAACUAUCGGCGAGAGUACCCUAGCGACCAUAGUGAGUAUCCUAGCGACCGGAGCGAUUAUCCCAGCUCAUCGUUUCCUAGCGAUCGCAGUGACUAUCUGAACUCGUUUCCUAGCGAUCGCAGUGACUAUCUGAACUCGUUUCCUAGCGAUCGCAGCGAUUGUCCAAACUCGUUUCCGAGCGAUCGCAGUGACUACCCUAGCGAUAGAAGCGACUACCGCAAAGAGAAACGGGGUGAAGAGUUCCAGGAUGACGACAGCUCCGAGGAUGACUACGAGCCGAUAGAGUCUCUGCCUCCCCUACGAACUGUGACGCCGCUGGUGCCGCCGCCACUGCCGCCGUUACGACCCAAGUUCAGGAAGAUGUCGGAUGGGCCGCCCAAAUACGUCAAGGCCCUGCACACGUUCAAGGGAUCAAACAACGAUGAGCUGUGUUUCUCAAAAGGAGAUAUCAUCACAGUGACACAGGCACUGGAUGAGGGAUGGUGGGAAGGCACCCUCAACGGAAAAACAGGAUGGUUUCCUAGCAACUACGUCAAAGAGGUCAAAGGUGAUCUUAGUAGCAAGGCUAACAGAGCUUCGGAUGUUAUUUCGUACAAGAGAGAAAGCAUGCAGCUCUACCACAACGUGGUAUUGAAAAAUAUCAUAGAAACGGAGAAGUCUCACGUGGAAGGAAUGAACAAGGUGUUACAGACGUACAUAAAACCACUGCAGAACGCUGGAGUAUUGUCGCCAGCGGAGUACUCUCAGUUAGUGGGCAACAUAGAGCAGAUUGAUGCAUUCCAGCACAUGUUUCUAGCCUCCCUGGAGGAGUGUGAAAAGUUACCCCCAAUGAAAAGACGAAUUGGAGGUGUGUUUAUGGAGCAUGCUCCCGAGUUGAAGACCCUGUACAUGGAUUACUGUGGAAACCACCCCAAGGCUGUCUCCAUCCUGCAGUGCAGAAGAGAGGACCUGAAUCGUUUUAUGGAGAGUGCGGGAGCUACCCCUCCUGGAUACAUGACACUGACAACAAAUUUAUCAAAACCAUUCACUAGGCUUGAUAAAUACCCAAGUUUACUGAAGGAACUGGAAAGACAUAUAGAGGAAAGUCACCCAGACAGAGGAGACACGCAGAGAGCUAUAGCUGUAUAUAGAGAAAUAGCUAAUUCCUGUUUAGAAAUCCGGAGACUAAAGGAGAUGGAACAUGAGAUAAUCACAAGUACUAUCAAAGGCUGGGAGGGGGAGGAGAUUAGUAUUCUCGGUGAUGUGGUUCACCUCUCACAGGUGCAGGUCCACAAACAGACGGGGGAGAAAUACGACCGGAUAUUUGUUUUAUUUCCGGGAGUCCUCGUCAUGCUGUCGAUGAGUCCCAGACUUAGUGGUUAUCAAUAUGAGGGUAAACUUCCUCUGAGUGGUAUGACAGUAAAUCGUUGUGAAGAUUCUGAAACAUAUCCUAAUGGUUUUGAAAUAUCAGGGAACAUGAUAGAGAAAAUGGUUGUGACGUGUGGAACGAAGAUCGAAGUGCACCCGUGGGUAGAAAUUCUCCGACAACAAAUCAACCAGUCAUAUCAUUCCGCAUCCAGCAAACCCCAGAGUCUUAAGGUCUCCACCUCUCAACCGAGCAUCAGCACACUAACUCAGGCGAAGACGGCCAAAGUGAUGCACUCUCAGGUCCAGGUCGUCCACUCCCCCGUACAAAACAAAGUCCACAAGACGUGGAGCAUGUCGUGUCUUCGACCGUCGCCCCCACUCCGGCCGUCGCUGAUGUGUCGCGAUGAAGUACUGAAGAGUCCACGGGCUAACAGGAAAUCUGCAACGGCAAAGAGAAAACCAGAUGACCCCAAAGUUUACUACGAAGAUGCAUUUAUCCUGCAAGUGAUAGAAUCCUACUGUAAUAGUGCUAAAACAAGACACACGGUCAACUCCUGUAGACAAAUAAUUUCGGAGAGAAGAAAUCUUAAAGCUGUGUUGAGUUCGCCUCACGUACUUAUCGCUGACGAAGAGAAAAUCAUUGACGAAUCGGAUUUUCAAGAAAAAACUUUAGUCGACACAGUCUAUUCUCUGAAGGAUAAGGUCAAAGAACUGGAGCAGGAACAGAAGCGGAUGAAGCGAGAUAUUGAAGAUGAAAGAAAGGCGAGACGCAGGCUCGAGAACAUGGUGCACAAACAGAUGGGCAGACAACUCUUGGAGUCCGUGUGCAACGAGUCAUCAACAUGACGCUAGCAUUUUUAGUUUCUCUCUGAUAAUUGGGUGGGGUGUGGGUUACAUGUAUACUGAACAGAUGGACAGAUAACUCCUGGAGUCGGUGACGCUAGAGUUUUUAGUUUCUCUCUGAUAAGUGGGGAGAUUGGUUGAUGGUGGGGGGUUACAUGUAUAUUGAUCUCCAUUGAAAAUGUAUCAGUGAGAUUUUUAGUUCUAAAAAUUCUAUAACAAAAAUAUUACACCUGUAACUGGUUUAGGAUAACUGGAUAGAUUCUGGUUAUUCUCAGUUAUUAUUGGAGGUGUGAAAGUUGUGAGGAGGUGGGGAGUGGGUAUGUUUCUAAGGAAGGGGUAAAGGGCAGGGAUAUAGGAGUUGUUUUGCAUUUCAUGUUAUAGAUUUUUGUCAUUUAAGUUGUAGGUGUUUGGGGACCAUUUCUGUCACUAACGUACAAGUAUUUGUGCAUAUAUGUACACGUAGGAGAUUGUUUUAGCCAUUUUUGUAGUCAGUGGCCAUAAUUUAUAUAUUUAAAAAAAAGAAGUGUAUUCUGUAAAGUGGAUAACAUUAAUGAUUUUGUUAUUCUCUAAAAUCAUUUAAUAUAGGACAGAUAGACCAAUAUUAAAGGCGCAGACCCUUGUUUCAGCCUGUGAAAAUGGACGUUACGUUUAUUUAUUCUAAAUCAGGAAAUGUUAGCGAGCAUAAAAUGUUAGCGAAUUUAGCGAGGUCACACAAGAUGCUAAUAUUUCAUGACGCUAAAUUUAAAGACACAUAUGUAAUGGACUGUUCCGAAAACACUUUUGUGUGACUGUUUUGUCUGUGAUUAACUGAACUAGCAAUAAUGGUUACAUGAUUAAACCAAAAGGAUAGCUAACAAAAGUGGGUCGUUAGCACGCACAUUACUGCAAUUUCUACUAAAUUCAAGAUGUCUGUAAGCUGCUUAGCAUCACGAUUCAUCCAAAACAUUAUUUCAGCUGAGCCUACAACUUAAGCUUAUUCUUUUUUUUUCUCAAUUUCUGAUAUAACGACCUCGAUAAAGUAUGUUCUUAAUAUGUCACUUAUUUGAAUUUUGCUAAAUUUUACGAUCGCUAAGAUUUGAUCAUUUCCAGUAAUCUACAAACCUGGACCCAUAUUUUCGAAGCCAUCUUAGCACUACGAAACCGUCGUAGGUUGUGACGUCACAACAGCACACGCCAUAGUGACGUCAUAGCUUACGAUGAUUUUACGAUUUCGUAGGCUAAGAUAGCUUCGAAAAUAUGGGCCCUGCAACACACACAUGGAUAUGGUUAUGACAGAGAGAAGCUGAAGUCUUUAAAGUUUAAAGAGGGAAAUACCAUCUAAAAUAACUAGAGCUUAAUUGUCUCAUUAACCAUUACUUCUUAGACGAAUGAACAUGCGUUUUUAAAAACUAGAGUAGGCCUAUGUCACUUUAACAAGUCACAUUGGUGUUUUCCAAUGUUAGAGUUUCUAAUAUUUUCAAAUACUUGACAAUUUGACCUGUCUUAGGCAACCAUUUUUUUAAUAUUCCCUCAAAUGACCACUUAAAACGGUUUCAAAUGCUUGUAAAUAGAACCAUUGAAAUGCCCACCAGCUCUACAUAUUGUUACUUCCAUGACAUUGUACAAACUGACAUUAUAUUGAGCAGAUACCUGUCUUAAUGUGUCAUCUUUUGGUGCUGUCUUAAGUGACUGCUUUACACAGGUUUAACUGUGCAUGUACAUCAGGGCCCCGUUCCACAAAGCGAUCUUAGCGCAAAGAUCACCAUUUUGGCAUGAUGUAGUUAUGCACUUAAGGUGAUCUUAGGGCUAAGAUCACUGUGUUGGCAUGAUGUAGUUAUGCACUUUAGGUGAUCUUAGCGCUAAGAUCACUGUGUUGGCAUGAUGUAGUUAUGCACUUAAGGUGAUCUUAGUGCUAUGGUUGCUUCGUGGAACGGGCCCAGAUUCAUUAAAACACCCACCAAAUUUACAUAUUUUUAUUUCCAUACACAAGUAUAUUCACAGGCCGAUAGAAGUGUGCAGUGGUGUAGCGUGGAUGGGGCCACUGGGGCGGUUGCCCCAGGCACAAAAUUCUGGACUGAUGGAAGGGACACAGGGAGUGCUAACGGUCCACUGGUUAGGGGGCGCAAUACUUGCCUUGCCCUGGGUGCUGGCAACUGACGCUACGCCACAGGGAGUGUGUGAUAAAAUACACUUAUAAACAGAACCAUGAUUAGAAAAGCAUUCAACCUUAUAUAUUGUUAUUUACAUACACAUGUUCACAGGGUCAUGUGGAGAGGGUGAGAAUAUAUACAUCCUAGGGCCUCCGCUAAUGUUUCAUACUGUUAUUUUCAUAUUUGUUCUCAGACCUAUAGGAGUGUAUUAGAAAACGCAUUUGUAAACAGAACCAUUAGAAAAGCAUCCAUCAUUACAUAUUGUUAUGUAUAUAUGUGUGUUAACAGGUCAAUGGAGUGUGUGAAAAUAUAUAUACAUGUCAAUAUAACCAUUAGAAAAUCAAUCAAUGUUACAUAUUGUUUCUUUGAUACAUACAUGUAUGUUUAAAGGCCACAUGAGUGUGUGUGACUUCUUUUCUUUCUUUUUUCUAUAUAACUAUUAGAAAAUCCACCAGUGUUACAUAUUUAUUUACAAUGACAUGUUCACGGGGCCAUGGGGAAGGUGCGAAAACUAUAUAUGUAAAUAUAACAAUCGGAAAACCCACCAACUUUACAUAUUGUUAAAUAUUCUUUACAUACACGUAUGUAUGUUCACACUGUCAUGGGUAUGUGUAAGGAGAAUGUAAGAAUUUCGUACGAGUUUUAUAAACAUUUGUGGGUCGAAUUUACAAAGCUUGUUUUUUCUUAAACACAAGUGUUUUAGCAUUGUAAAUAUAUGUAGCUUCAUGUGUGAAAGUCAAACACAAGCCUUGUAUAUCCGGCCCUCUGUGUAUACUGAAUAUUCUCUUUAUAACGACAAUGUGUUUCCUUUUACAUUUACUUUUGUUGGAAAUGGUAGUUUUCGCUGACAAUGAAAAUCCAUUAACAGCAAUGGUUUCCAUUUUUGUAUGACUAAAGAUUUUGUCUACUAAAAUAUUUUUUGUAGGAGAUAUAAAUAUUGAUGAUUACUAACUUGGAAUAUUAAUAAUUUGUCUUGGAAUAUUAAUAAUUUGUACAUAGAAGAUGUCUUUCUGAUUGUACAUAAAGAUAAGGUCAGAAAAUGUCUGAGAUAUUGGUGGGGGAAGAAAGGAAUAUUAAACAGAAUUUGAUAUUAAACAUUAAUAAAUAAUAGAAACUUUAUUUGGGGUUUGAAACAAAAGACCUGUUUUAGUGAAAUUAAGAUACUGGGAUUUGAACCCUGUAGCUUCCAGCGUUCAGGCUGUUGGCUCAGAGAUAUGUGACUUGCUGUUUCCUACUAAAAAAAAAAAAAAAAUAUAAGUGUUUUUAUAUUUGCCAGACUUUCAGGUUUAUGCUCUGUAAAAAGAAAAAAGUGUUAAAGAAUUUUUACAAAAGGUAUGUCUGUACUUAAUUUUGUUAUGAUAAAAUACAUUGCUUUGUAAAAACAAUUGCAAAAAAGAAAAAACAUUGGUAUUUAUGUGUUUGUUAAUCAAAACAAACCCCAAAAUAUUUAGUAUUUAUAUGUGUUAUAAUUGUUAAAAGAAAACAAACCCCUAAAGGUGUUUUUUUUUUUUAUUUAUUGGUAUUUGUUAAAACUCUUUGUGUUUCAAGACUUAAUUUCAAUUGUCAUUUGUGUGCUCGUGUACAUUAACUUGUUUACGUUUGUGUCUCUUUGCCAAAAAUAUACAUUUAUAUAUUUAUAAAGCUGGGAAUAAAAGAAGAUUGAAUGAC
Gigantopelta aegis is the source of this 6378-nucleotide messenger RNA. Its product is annotated as rho guanine nucleotide exchange factor 7-like. The coding region runs from base 752 to 2584 and encodes 610 amino acids. The record is from RefSeq and is a predicted model, not a curated record. The transcript is spliced from 19 exons. NCBI's taxonomy places the organism in Eukaryota, Metazoa, Mollusca, Gastropoda, Neomphalida, Peltospiridae. Gene Ontology annotation, molecular function: protein binding; guanyl-nucleotide exchange factor activity.